Molecule: messenger RNA, 1043 nt
Organism: Alternaria alternata
Lineage: Eukaryota; Fungi; Ascomycota; Dothideomycetes; Pleosporales; Pleosporaceae
Exons: 2
Coding region: 224-754 (176 amino acids)
Source: RefSeq, a predicted model, not a curated record
ACGAUGGUACUAAUAGCAAUGAGUCUCGUUGAAUACUUGUCCGAGACGUGCUUGGGGUACUAGAAGGCGUCAAGGGGAUGUACAGGGCGGGCGUUUCCUGUGGCUUGAUUAAUGCGGAAAAUGCUGGAGGUACACGCGUCAGGACCCCAAGUUUGGUGACAUCCAGCUUUGAUCUUACGUGUGGCAUAGAGGUCGGCAAGGCUAUAUAUCUUGUCUUCGCAACAUGGUUUCGUUGCUUCACCACCCAUCAGCUCCAGCUUUCUUCCAGAUACGUAUCUUCCCUACCACCACCAUGAAAUCUCUCCUGUUCUUUUCAAUCAUACCUUCCACUCUUGCACUAGUCGCACCGCUCGAGCGCCUGAAACCCAAUGUCUAUAAACGUGACGCACAUUGGGAAACAAAGUCUUGGUCCCAUGGUCCCGACACCGCCACCAUUACCGUAACAACGACUUUGAUUGUCACCAUUAACGCCAUCCCGACAGAUGAUGGAACGUUUCCCAACACCACUACCACGGAAACGAGCGUGACAGCGACAUCCGGCGACGGCCUCGCACCAACUACGUUGAUCACGCAGCCCAGUGGGGCUUCUACGCCGCAAGAGACAAGUGAUAUCCUAGCACCUAUCACGUUGAUCGAUCUCAGUACGGCAUUUUCUCUGUCUACCGCCACUGGAGAUGCGGAUGGCGCCGCACCUACACCAAAUGAUAUCGAACCAAUUACGUUGAUCGACAUCAGCACUGCGACCCCCAUCUAGAUGGAAUCAAGACUGGAGGAAGGUUGUGGAAGAGACGUCGGUAUGAUACGACGUUGUAUUGGUAUAAUCAGAGAACCCGUAGCUGGAGGAUUAUUGUGGUCUGCCUCGUGAUGGAAGUGGUUUCGUUGUACAUAUUGUCUUUCUUUGGGUCUUGAAUCUAACACACUCGCUUGAUGCGUUGACUAGGUCUUACACCAUUAACAAUGCUAUUCAUGCCGUUAUGUCGGGAAGAUCAUUGGUAGUAGUCUGCGUUCACGCUAUCCUGAACACAACGCACGAAUAACAGAGG